GGGUGGUGCCCCUUGGAAUCGUCACCCGGCCAAUGUUCUACCUCCCCAUCCCAACCAAGCUCUUCAGCCUAGUUUUUCAAAGAAUAUGACGGAUGAUUUAUGCCUAUCUGCUUAAAUUUGAGCAUAGAGUGCCCCCGGGGAUCAUCAUCAACGGGAGGAAUUGGCGGUAGCUCAUAAAAGUAGUCAGGAGAGCAGAUACUAGUCCGAGAUGGAGGAUACUUGAUAUCUGGUUGAAUUUCGGCGUCCCGGGACAUGUUGGUGGCGUGCAAAAUUUCCAUUGAUGUUUGGUCAUCACGGUUGGUUGUGACUAGUUGUUGGUGGUACCUGCCCUGCUCUGUUCGACAUGCUGUGCCAAAGAGGGAAAGAACGCUGCGCAGACACUCGGCAAUACCUUCGCCUUGUGAAGUUUCAUGUGAGUGGAAGUAAUACCAAGCCUGAUUUCUUGAGUGAGAAACUAUAGAAAUAAUGAUUCACUCCCACAUUCCCACUCAAUCAUGUUUUGUCGUUCUUGUCUUGCCGACAACCUCAUGGUCACCAAUUCAGGGGGAUAAUCAUCAAAGGAACCCUAACCCUCUCAACCUCACCCAUGCAUGCCAUGCGACCCCUGUUCGCCGGCUGAUGAACCCUUCGGAAUCAUGCCGGGGCAUUCAGGGUAUGGGUUUAGAAAUCAGCAACGAUGGCGGGGUGUUUUGUCUCUCGUUUAAUUCCAGUUGUGUUGACGAAUGUCUCGAACCUUUGUUGCAGACUUUCGAGGUUGAAAUGUCUUGGAAAAAGGCUGUCGAUCUGCGGCCCUCGUCUUUUUGCUUCGGGGAAAUUGUCGAAAUUGAACUUACAGAAGCCGAUGUGGCCCGUGCCCCUCCCUUUGCCACGGCAGCGUCAAUUGAUGAUCCCGUCCUUCCCGCUCUGCCGCGUCUAACGGCGUCAAGCCAGCUGCCAUAGUACCCAUUCCCUUCCAUCUUGCCAUUUCAUGAACAGAUUCCAACUGUGUGGAUUGCGGGCUUGCGUGUUGUCGCUGGCCCGCUGGCUGGGCUGAAUGAGACUGGGGCGGGAGAGGAGAACCGUUUGCUGCAUGGCGCCGUAGAUCAUGUCAUGGCGGCCAUGGUAGGCUCGUCUGGUGGCUCGGCAGGGCAGUUCAUCAUGAUAGGUGCCAGCAGUUUCACGCUUCCAUGCCAUUGUGGCAUUGCUUGCCCCUCCAAUUCUUCAAGCCUUUUGGGUAAUAGGUAGGUAAUCUUCCAUCCCCUGAAGGCGACAUGACUUGGCGUCAUUUUCUGUGUAUUUCAUUUCAAGACAUUGGGCAGGAUUUCAUCAAAGGGUGAAAGUGAAUUUUCAUACACUACUGCCAAGUCGAGGUUUUGUCGC
This is a messenger RNA of Neurospora hispaniola, 1359 nucleotides long. RefSeq lists its product as uncharacterized. The transcript has 2 exons. Bases 466 to 939 code for a protein of 157 amino acids. The record is from RefSeq and is a predicted model, not a curated record. Lineage: Eukaryota; Fungi; Ascomycota; Sordariomycetes; Sordariales; Sordariaceae.